Messenger RNA from Arvicola amphibius (Eurasian water vole), 3491 nucleotides. It is a transcript of the gene Hmbox1, whose product is annotated as homeobox containing 1. Gene Ontology annotation, cellular component: nucleus. Gene Ontology annotation, molecular function: double-stranded telomeric DNA binding. Gene Ontology annotation, biological process: positive regulation of DNA-templated transcription. Lineage: Eukaryota; Metazoa; Chordata; Mammalia; Rodentia; Cricetidae. The record is from RefSeq and is a predicted model, not a curated record.
CUGUUGCUAUCAAUAUGGCGGUUGUCAGCCAGACAAAGACAGUCAGUCUGAUGUGAUUGAGACAAGGGAGGUUUUCAGGGGGAGACUGGGAGAUAGGGGGCUCCCCUCCCCCCGCUGCUCUUCCUGCGCGGGCCUGGAGCCCUCCUCAGCCCCUCCCGCAGGGCGCCCCGCGGUGAAGAUCCCCUCCCCCUCCCGCCUUCCUCCUCCCUCCCUCAGCCUUGCUCUGGGACGCUGGGGAGGGGGCUGAGCCUGGUGCAGAGAACUCAGCUGGGCUUCCGAGUCUCCACCCCAAACUCCCGGCAGGAGGACUCUACCGAUGAUGUGUUGUGGAGAUGCAUCUUUGCCUCCUCAAGUCGGCAGCUAAAGGUGGGAAAGGAAGUGUCUCUUAAGAUUUUAUUCCGGAACCGUGUUUUGGUUACACUAUUGGGGCUACUUUGAAAGGAGUCCUCCGCCCACCUUCACCCCGAAACAAAUGGUAAAUAAGGCUGGCCGUCUCUGGAAAGGCCACUGAUCCGCCUCAUGUAAAGUAUGCUCAGUUCCUUCCCAGUGGUUUUGCUGGAAACCAUGUCUCACUAUACAGAUGAACCCAGAUUUACCAUAGAACAGAUAGAUCUGCUCCAACGUCUCCGGCGCACGGGGAUGACGAAACAUGAAAUUCUCCAUGCAUUAGAAACUUUGGACCGUCUUGAUCAAGAGCAUAGUGAUAAGUUUGGAAGGAGAUCCAGCUACGGGGGAAGCUCCUAUGGGAACAGUACCAACAAUGUUCCAGCAUCUUCCUCUACAAGCCACAGCUUCCACGCAAGACCCAGCACCGGAAUGUCCCCAUCGCCCAGCAACAGUUAUGAUACCUCCCCACAGCCUUGCACUACCAAUCAAAAUGGGAGGGAGAACAACGACCGAUUGUCCACAUCCAAUGGGAAGAUGUCGCCAUCUCGCUACCAUGCAAACAGCAUGGGUCAGAGGUCAUAUAGCUUUGAAGCCUCAGAAGAGGAUCUAGAUGUAGAUGAUAAAGUGGAGGAGUUAAUGAGGAGGGACAGCAGUGUGAUAAAAGAGGAAAUCAAAGCCUUUCUUGCCAAUCGGAGGAUUUCCCAAGCAGUUGUUGCACAGGUAACAGGUAUCAGUCAGAGCCGGAUCUCUCAUUGGCUGUUGCAGCAGGGGUCAGACCUGAGUGAACAGAAGAAAAGAGCAUUUUACCGAUGGUAUCAACUUGAGAAGACAAACCCUGGGGCUACGUUAAGUAUGAGACCAGCCCCUAUUCCAAUAGAGGAUCCUGAAUGGAGACAAACACCUCCUCCAGUCUCUGCCACACCUGGAACCUUCCGACUCCGGCGGGGGAGUAGAUUUACCUGGAGAAAGGAGUGCCUAGCUGUUAUGGAAAGUUACUUCAAUGAGAAUCAAUACCCAGAUGAAGCAAAGAGAGAAGAGAUUGCCAACGCUUGCAAUGCAGUCAUACAGAAGCCAGGCAAAAAGCUAUCCGACCUGGAACGAGUUACCUCUCUGAAAGUUUAUAAUUGGUUUGCUAAUAGACGGAAGGAGAUCAAGAGGAGAGCCAAUAUCGAAGCAGCAAUCCUGGAGAGUCAUGGGAUAGACGUACAGAGUCCGGGAGGCCACUCCAACAGCGAUGACGUGGACGGGAACGACUACUCCGAGCAGGACACUUGGCAAGCACGCAAUGGGGAGGAGGAGGAGGGAAGAAGUUCAGAGGGAGGCAGAGAAGCAGAGAAGGAUGACAGCACGAGCCAUAGUGACCACCAAGACCCCAUCUCACUAGCUGUGGAGAUGGCAGCCGUCAACCACACUAUCUUGGCAUUGGCCCGGCAGGGAGCCAAUGAGAUCAAGACAGAGGCCCUGGAUGAUGACUGAUCAGGGAGGAUCACACAGUUACUUAGUUUAGACGUAGCACCUUAGCAGACUUUCCUCGGUCCUUAACAUGUGUUCUUACAGUAUAACUUACAGUUUCUUGUAUGUCAGGUAGCCGUUAGGGUCUUGUUCUGUGAAGAUGGCAUGGUGCCCUCAGCCUUUGCAUAUACUCUCUCAGUAUUAAAAUCCCAGUAAGUAAUAACCAACCAACCAGACGUCCCUCUCCCAGCCCCUGAGGCUAAAGAAAUCUUGCUGCUCCGUCUUAGCAUUCCAAGAAAGUGCUUCCAGGUAUAUAGAUAACCCUCAGUUCUCAAAUAGUAGGCUCUGUGUAAAAUCUUGGGUACCUUUAGAUUCAUGUAACACUAGGCUGUACCCUGUUCCUGCCCCAAAGCUGACAGGAUGCAAGCUGAGGUAGUGGCACAGGACCAACAGACACCAUCCGGGAAGUAUCCACGGAGCGCAAGGAACACUAGAGCCCCGCCUCAGCCGGAGAGUCAUUGAUUUCAGCUGCAAUAAGCCGUGCCUCCUAGUCACAGCGUGACUAGACUAUACUUAUUUGGGUGCUGUGCUAAGAACGUCAUUGGAAUCCCGAGCUCAGACCUUGGUUAGUGUUAAUAUGGCCAACACAGACAUCCUUUCCUCUCACAAGCUGUGUGACUUAGUAGAUAACAUACUGCCUUCUGCCUUUGGGACCACGAGCCUAAAACGAAAAGGACAAAAACACCAAGUUCUGAAAAGCAGAACCCAGCUUGAGAUCAUAGGGGAAAGCGUGAGCUGACUGUCGGGUGAUGCUAAGCCCAGUUCUCAGAGCCGCUAUACAUUCCACAGCGUGGUGCCAGCCUGCCUGGGAGAGUGCUGGAGAUACCAUGCAAGUCCUUUGUCUUCUCCUGGUGCCCCUCCCUGCUACCAAACAAGUCUCUGAGGAUAGAGCUGAGGUCAAGUGAGUGAAAGGUCAGGCUUUGUACCCAUCACCUGACUAGCUAGGGGCAGAAAAGCGGGGGACAUUUACCACUUAUAUCCCGAGUGUGGGACACAGCAGGAUGUGUCUGCUCUGCUCCCAUUACUCUGUCCUUGUGGAGGUGUGAAAGCUAUAUUGCUAUAGGCAAUUUAUUUAAUAAUUGGAAGCCAUAUUGAUAAUGGAUGUGGUAAUAUUUGUAGUUUAAUCUACUUUAAACGGCAGUAACUAAUGGAAUUUUUUUCCUUGAUCACAUAUGUAGCACUUUUGUUACUUUUUAAAGAUAUUUAUAUUUGAUAAAUCUUUUUUUCAUUUUGAGAACUCAAAAUACCAAACAGUGAACUUAUGUUAUAAAGUCACCCUGUGAUCACCUUGUCAUCUAGUAGCAAAAUGAUGAACUAUUCAUGCAUCAAAGGAAAUUACAUCUGCUGGUCUUGUAUGAAAAUGAUCCUUGCAACCUGAUUAAAUGACACGCUGUCACUGUGGGCAAGAAGAAGCAGCCUUCAGUGUGUCGGCACAGUGUGUGUCUGAGCGAGGCUAAGUGUUUUCUGCCUCAUCCCGUCUCUCCUCUGUGUGUCCGACAAAGCCUUGUUUGGCGGGCAGUGUGGAGUGGGCCAUUAGGCAGGGCUUCCGUCUUUUUGUCCAUUACCUGAACCAGUUUCUAAGAAAGCAGGUA